AGGGGGAAGGCACGCAUAACAGGAGCGUCGCUUGACUACAGAGUUCGAGUUCCACAAGCAAAAACGACAAACCGUUUUUCAGCGUUGGAAUGGGUAAAGCAAGGAAUUCAUUAGGGGUUUAGGCGCUCCUGGCAAAACGACUCUUGUGGAAGAUUCAGAGUGUGUUGCCAGUUUCAUUGAUGUCUCUCAGUCACUCUCAUUCUCAGGUUGGAUACUUGGUUCCGCUGAAUCAAAAUUUGGAGGAAGAAGCUUCAGUUCCCAAGUUGCCUGUCUCAGAUGGCACAAAUGUUUUUGGGCGCAACAACUUUCCUCUCUCCGACAAGAGGCUUAGCCGCAAGCACCUCAGUUUAUCUGCUUCUGCCGAUGGCUCUGCUAAUUUGCUUGUCGAGGGGACGAAUCCAAUUGUUGUUAAUUCAGGGAAUAAGAGAACGAAGCUGAAUUCUAAAGAAAAAGCUACUAUUUCUAAUGGUGAUAUAAUCGAGCUCAUUCCCGGUCACCAUCUUUUUAAAUAUCAAGUGUUAGGUGGUCACAAAAAUAACCGUAAAAGAUCUUCAAGUGGUAGAAACAAUGAAGCUAAUGUAUCAUUCACAAAUAAAGCUUCGGAGAGGCUUUCCCAGGAUAAAAUUGAAACUUGCAGCCAGGAACGAGGAAGUAAUGUAGUGACACAGAAGCUUGAGGCCAUUCGUGAUUUCCAUGUUCCUAAUGACAAAAUACCUUCCACCUUUCGACUAUUGCGUGUUAAUGGGUUACCACCUUGGGCAAAUACUUCUUGUGUUUCAAUAGGCGAUGUUAUUAAGGGGGAUAUUCUUAUUGCUAUCCUUUCAAACUACAUGGUAGACAUUGACUGGUUGAUUCCUGCAUGUCCUGCACUUUCAAAAGUGCCCCAUGUGCUAGUUAUUCAUGGAGAGAAUGAUGGGAGGGCAGAUUACAUAAAGAGAAACAAACCUGCAAACUGGAUUCUGCACAAACCAUCACUGCCAAUUUCAUUUGGGACACACCAUUCAAAGGCCAUGCUUCUUGUAUAUCCUCAAGGAGUAAGAGUCAUUGUGCAUACUGCGAACUUAAUUUAUGUAGAUUGGAACAAUAAAAGCCAAGGUUUGUGGAUGCAAGAUUUUCCAUGGAAAGAUCAAAAUAGUCUGAGCAAGGGAUCUGGAUUUGAAAAUGACCUGGUUGAAUAUCUCAGUAUGUUGAAGUGGCCAGAAUUCUCUGUUAAGAUUCCAUCCCUUGGAAACUUCAGUAUAUGUGCAUCUUUCUUCAAGAAGUUUGAUUAUAGUGAUGCUAUGGUUAGAUUAAUUGCAUCUGUACCUGGAUAUCAUUCUGGUACUGGUUUAAAAAAGUGGGGACAUAUGAAGCUGCGUUCUCUGCUCCAGGAGUGUACUUUUGAUGAAGAGUUUAAGAACUCUCCCCUUAUUUAUCAGUUCUCCUCCCUUGGCUCUUUAGAUGAAAAAUGGAUGGCUGAGUUGGCAUCAUCAAUGUCAGCAGGUUUCUCUGAAGAUAAAACACUGCUUGGUAUGGGGGAGCCUCAAAUAAUAUGGCCUACUGUAGAAGAUGUCAGAUGCUCUUUAGAGGGCUAUGCAGCUGGAAAUGCAAUUCCAAGUCCUCUGAAGAAUGUGGAGAAAGCAUUUUUGAAAAAGUAUUGGGCAAAAUGGAAAGCAGACCAUACGGGUCGUAACCGUGCUAUGCCACAUAUAAAAACUUUCACCCGUUAUAAUGGUCAGAAUCUUGCUUGGUUCUUGUUAACGUCAGCAAAUCUCAGCAAGGCUGCCUGGGGAGCUCUCCAGAAGAAUAAUACUCAGUUGAUGAUUCGUUCAUACGAGCUGGGAGUGCUCUUUCUACCAUCAUUAUUCAAAAGACGUGGAUGUGGAUUUUCAUGCACCAGUAAUGUUACACAAUCUGAGGAUAAAUGCACAGCACAAGAAACUUCUGACAUGAAGAAAACAAAACUGGUAACCCUGACUGGGCUGACGAGGGAGAGUACACACUCAUCAUCUGAAGUCAUCAUCCCAUUACCUGUGCCUUACGAGCUCCCUCCCCUGCCUUACUCUUCCCAAGAUGUCCCCUGGUCUUGGGACCGGCGAUAUAGUAUGAAAGAUGUUUAUGGUCAAGUAUGGCCACGGAUGUAAGCAUAUCAAGAUUGAUGACAUCCUUAGUGUUCAUAUCAAUUGGUUCCCUCUCCCGUGUUAAUUCAAUUUUGGAGGCUUUAAGAACAUGGCAGAUUGAUUUUGCAACCCAGAGUUUCCUUAGGCAUGUAUGAGUCCUACUUGGAACGAAGGUAUCUCACUUUACAUUCCACACGUUUCGGUCAAAAAUCAGGGUAAACUAUAGUUUUGGAAUAAAAUAUACCAAAGAUAAAAUGUAUUGAGUUUCCUUGAGCAUGUACGAGUCCUACUAGGGAGUAGGGACCAAGGUAUCUCAUUAUCGCUUAUUUUACAUUUUCCAUUUAUCAAUGA
Molecule: messenger RNA, 2450 nt
Organism: Gastrolobium bilobum
Lineage: Eukaryota; Viridiplantae; Streptophyta; Magnoliopsida; Fabales; Fabaceae
Product: tyrosyl-DNA phosphodiesterase 1
Exons: 15
Coding region: 180-2123 (647 amino acids)
Biological process (GO): single strand break repair; double-strand break repair
Cellular component (GO): nucleus
Molecular function (GO): double-stranded DNA binding; 3'-tyrosyl-DNA phosphodiesterase activity; single-stranded DNA binding
Source: RefSeq, a predicted model, not a curated record